AUGGCAGCUUCUACCGCGAGUUAUCAUCGACGCCAAUCUCGAAGAGAUGCCAAGGAAGUUAUAAAUCGACCUAAGGUAGAACUAAAUGAAUACAUUUUAAGUGAAAAAUUGAAGGAUAGGCUUCAACAGUUACAUUCGAAUGCACCUGAAAAUCAUAAGAGAAUAUUUAAAGAAUACAUAGACGAAUUUGAAGACAGGCAGCGUACUGGUAGCCGGAAAAGCUCAGCAGCUCCAUUUUCUAAAGCUAUAACAUCACAUCGACUUGAUUUUAAGUAUCAAUUUCAACCACCAGCCAAUAUUCAAAAGCCAAAACACAGCCAGAUGUUGCCAUCAUCAAAUGCUGAAGUAGAUAAAACACUUGGCAAAACUGUUUAUGAGGUAGAACAUGAGCAAGUAGCAAAAUUUACUCCAAGAAAACUAGAACCAUUGAAAACAAGUAGUACUAAAAACAAUCCUCAUCCGCUAAAACCUUUUAUGGAUUGGCAAUUGAAACCUAAUGUAGAAGAUGGUCAGCAAUCGCCGUUAAUUGAGCAAAGUCUAUAUGAAAUGGUCCAACGUGACAAAAAUCAAUCGACCUAUCGUAAAGAUUUUACACCCUCAAUGCCUGAUAUGCAAAGAUUAGCUAGCGCAAGAAAAAUGAUAUCUAGUCGUCAACCCAAAUAUGACGAAGACACUUGGAAAAGUAUUACCAAUGCAACGUUUAAAUACAACAAGCUAGAUCAAUCACUCUUGAAUCCAGUAACACGAUUUGGGUCUAAUCCACAUAUAAAAAAUUAUGCAGUUGGCAUAUCAAAGGGCUUCGAAUUGCAUUUAGCAUACCUAAACGAUGUUUAUAAGGGAGUUAUUAAAGGCAUGAUUGUGGAAAGAUUAGCUUGA
This is a messenger RNA of Trichoplax adhaerens, 876 nucleotides long. RefSeq lists its product as uncharacterized. The transcript has 7 exons. Lineage: Eukaryota; Metazoa; Placozoa; Uniplacotomia; Trichoplacea; Trichoplacidae. Gene Ontology annotation, cellular component: cytoplasm. The coding region runs from base 1 to 876 and encodes 291 amino acids. The record is from RefSeq and is a predicted model, not a curated record.